UUCCAAAUUCCCAUUACCGUGAAGAGGAAAGUGGAAACGGGCGAAUCAGAAGGGAGGGUUGGGGAAGCAAAGUUUCUCUGGCCUUCUCACGGCUUCACUGGUUUUAAUAUUGCAGCCUAUGUGUUACUACAAAUAGCACAUAUUGUCACUUGCAGCUGUUGGGGAAAGAACGCUCUAACUGGUGGGUAAAAAUAGAUUUCUGAAUUUUUAUUUCCGUCAUAAAUAGAGUUUAAACAUUCGCCCUAAAUCCCUGUAUUAUUAGCAAAGGAUACAGGUAUAUUUCGUCUGGCUUUCGCUUGCUUAUUAUUGCGUUUGCAAUUCGUAGCACUAACAGAUGUUCGUGUGAAAAUUUCGCUGACUUUUCAUGUACGCAUUUUCGUUUCAUCAUAUUGCUAGCUUAAUAUAUGUAGUUUGUGUACUGAAUCGGAGGACGUUUACCUAAUUUCUACUAUAUAUUUAAAAGGAAUACAAAUUGGUUUAAAAUACCAAACGAGAGGUCGGAUUUUUAUGAGCGGGUACUCGAUGAGCUAGUUGCAUCCGCAGUUCGUAUUUUUAUAUUUAGAGUUUCCUUACGUUGGAUUUUCACUCUAAAUUUAGACACGUCCCGUACCAUGGCUCCAUGUUUAAUCGCGUGUGUGUAUCAUUAAAAGUGUAUCAUAAACCGUAGAAAUAUAUAGUUUAUUUUGCCAAACAUCGCAGACUUGGCAACGAGUAUAUAUUUAUGACAUCGUGUGCCCUGUGUUAUGAUCACAGUCGAUACUUUUGUUUGUGUAAAAUUAUCGUUAAUGUUCCUGUAUAAAAAGAGGCGAUUCUACUUUUAGAUGCUGAUAUUUUUAACUUCAUACAUGUAUUUUAGACUGGGUCAAAGGUUGACCAAUUCUUAUCGCGUAGUUCGUAGGCAAUAAGAUACAAAAUAUUUCGUUGGCUCGGCCAGUGUGUUAGUGUGUGAUUUUGAAUUCCUACUGUAGAUUUGUUCCUCAAAUUUCGCGUGCCAAACGUACAAUUGAUCUCGCGAACAGUUACAUUACUAUUAUAUUAAUGUAAUAAUUUAUUAUCGUACAAUAAAACACGUAUACUGUCGGAAACGAUUUACCACGAAACGGGUUUAUACAUUCGAUAUAAUUUAUUCUAAUUCGUUGGAACACGAAAUAAAAGCCGAGUGACUUGUACCUGGUCUAAACACCUAAUGUUUAUAUAAUAUUAUUCUAAUGGUUUUUGCAUACACGCGCUAAAAUACACAUUUGUAAAGCUUAGCCAAGAAGCAAUGUUUUAUUUUAAAGCGAUUUCGAGCAAAAGUCUGCAAGAAAAUUGCAGAAACGUCUGCUUUUCCCCACACAAAGUUCGAAUUCCGAAUGGACUGCUAUUACAUCAUUUUAUUAACACGUAAUAAUAUGAGCACAUGAGCUUACUCGUAUUAAUGGCAAAUGAUAGAUUUGUAAAGUUCACUUAACAAAUUCGGCUGUGUAUUUGAAAAUUAAAAGAUUUUGGAAGGUUUGUGGUACGGUAUAUUUUUUAAACACCCGGCUGUAUUAAUUUCUCCCACGAGUCGAAAUGAAAUCCGUCAAGUAAAUUUUGACAUAUCGCAUUUUUUGAUCGACAUAGAAUGUUUGUCUAAUUGUAAACAUCGUCUAUUCCUUAUACAGGACUGUUGUUUAAAGAAAUCCGCUUCGAGUUCGCGUGUUAAAUUUUGGUGUGCAGAAAUGGGAAGGAAAAAGAUACAAAUAUCACGAAUAGGCGACGAGCGGAAUAGGCAGGUAGGUAUUGAGUUAAAUGUCUAUUUUUAUGCACUGAUAAUCUUUGGAACAAAAUUUGCUCUUUCGCAUCCAAGCCUUGAGAAUGUCGUGUGCUGUUACAUCUUUUUUACGCUGCAUUUCAACAGCCUUAUUAUAGAGUGCUUUUAUUUUGGGUAUGUUUCUAUAUUCUGCCUCGCGUUGGUUCAAAAUAGACUCGCGUUAAAUUUUAGGCACUUCGGUCGUAUUUUUAUCACUGGCUAAAGUAAAUACAAGGCUAUUUUUGUGUCGAAUUGAUCAGACACGCAUACUGUACUUUAGGGGAAUGGCGAAUUAGAAAUAUAGUUAUACGCCGGUUGGCCUUUUACAGGCUGUGGAUAAAUAUUCAGAUGUUUUUUUUUAACAAUUUUGCGGUAUGUUUGAAAUAUUGUGUGUGCUCUUUCGCAUAAGGGUUGAACUCGAGUGGCUGCGGUAUUUUAAUAUUAAUAAAUAAAGUUGGGUAUAUUUGUUUUUCCAACUUCUUUACUCGCUACUCGCAACUUUUAUAAGCAAAUGUUAUUAGGCUGUUAUUAAAUCGUAGGCGAAUACACGAAAUAGUGUAUACGCUUAUCAUUUUGCUAAAUUUCUUUGGGCUAUUAUUUAAAAUCAUUCAAGUAUAUCAGGGCAAUAUAUUUCAUUAAGCUGUUACUGUCUCAUAACAAUAUAUUAACUCUACGGGCAUCGCACACACGCUAACCAAAAUGAUUGUGUAACAUCAGUUCGAACUCAUAGACCUUGGGAAUUUUUACGCGAGACAACUUUGUAGUGUUUUCUGUCAUCUGUGCGGGUCUGAAGUGCUCCGCCUUCAUAUUCUAAUGUUUACGCCACGGAAGCCACCUGUACACAUAUUAGAAGUUGAUUUCACAAAGUCUAUUUGAUUUUUGCGCGCGCCAAUCGCGUUGAUAAUGUACACAUGGUGUAUUAAAUUGGACUAAUCAAUUAAUUUUUGGGAAUCUCGCAGCGAAACGCAUUUUUAGGUUCAGAUUUUCAAGGUUCAAUUUUUUUUUCAUUUUAUAUUUUCAAAAUUUGCUAUUUACAGUAAUACCGUCAUUUUUAUCGUAUAAUCCGUUCGGAAGAUUUACAGAAUGUAAGAAUUUUUGUUGCGCAUUGUCAUAUGUUGCAAAUCUACCAAAUUAGAAUAGUGUUUUAAUGUGUUCAGAUUUCAUAGCCCAGCCAUGAUCCAAGGCAGAUUAUCUUUAAAUCUUUAAAGUAAAUAUAUAAAUUUCGAGCAAACGUUCCAUGAAAAAUCACAUAAACUUUACGAUUUAUUUCCGAAAUUCGUCUCUGAAUUUAUUGCAAUUUCAAAUCCAUUUCCUAAACUUUUGAAAUAAACAUACAUGUAGAAAUAAUGCACAAACCAAAACAUUGGAUAAUACUGUCUAUCAUCGUAUCAAACCAGGAUUUAUUAGUAUUAACCGAUCUUUGGUUUUCAUGAUAGGUUUAAGAUAUUAACUUCUUGUGGGUUUGUAUAGAGAUAGUUCUGUCUGUAGCAAAUGCUUUUUAUUUACCUUUUUUUAUUUUGUGGUGUUGGAUAGCGUUUUUUUUUCAACCCUUAAACCUUUGUUUAUAUUGAGCUGCAGUACAGCAGUAGGGCAGUUUAUGAUAGAUAAAAGUUAAUUUCGCUUGGGAAUCACAGAUCAAUCAAAAGCAGCUCUAUUCUCUUCGAUUUGACACAUACUGGGAGAGAGAUUAGACGCACAGUAAGGUUGCCAUUCUUCGAAUAUCUAGCGGCUUUUAUUUGUCUUCGGGCAAACUAGCCAUAUCCUGUCGAAAAUGUAAACUGUAUAAUAAAAUUUAUUGCUUUUGUUUGUGAAAAGUUCCUUUUGAAAUACAACGAGUGAUUUUGCAUUCAUGUGACUCGAACGGAAACGAUCGUAGCAUUGAGUAUGGUAUAUUUUUGUUUCCUUAUUCCGCAUUGGUCUAGACGUACUAGCGUUCGUGGUAGCAGGCAAGUGGCAUAUUAUUUGACUGGAUAUUCGAGGCGAUUUCUGCAGUAUAUAGACAGUUGUCGGAUUAUGAUUUCAUCUCAGAGUUUUCUCAAUUCUCAUUGGCCUCUGUCACCGACCUUAGCUACUAUAUAAAAGUACAUAGGCUAAAUUCUCUCGUACGAGAGCUGCGUGGGAGUGUUGAUUAGAGUUCGACUGGUCAAAUGAGAGCAAAAACAUCCAACAAUUCUCAUCAAAAUUUCAACCAACUUUGAAGUUGAUAAGAAUCGACGAGAAUGCAAGAGAACGCGAACCAAAAGUUGGAGCUCUCAUCAACUCCCAUCCCGUUUGAGCGAGGGUUUAUUUUAACACAGGACAAAUAAGGAAUAACCCUUCUGGGACAUCUGGAAGAACAGGCUGACCAGCUUAGAACUGCGGAUUCAGUUUUCUUGCCUGUGCCCUCUAUCAGUGACCACCACAAGGCACAAUAGUUCAAGUCAUAUUUCGCCAUUUUUGAAUUAUAGUUGUGCUGGGGAACAUCGCUGGAAAACAAUCUUUGUUUUGUAUACAUGUGGCCUAAAUUAGUGAUCUUUCAUUGUCAAAACAGUUAAUAACUUUUGAGAUAACAUUUGACCCACUUGAUACAAUGAAGAUAACAACAGUACCUGAUUGUCCGAGCCCUAUUAUCAAUACGUCAAUUUGCACUCUUCUCCUAACAAUAUUUGUUACUGCUGUCUGUAAUCUCUGUAUGUGAACGAGGUAGGGCAUAUAUAUUGAAGCAGCAUGCAUUAUAGAUUCUGUUGUGAUAAGCAUAUUUGGAGAUCAGGAAACAAUUGAGACAUCGUAUGUCACUGAAGAUCAACUAACUCUAUUUAUACUGGAUAACUCUAUCAGUUCUAAACUGUUCUCCCUAGAGGUCCAGUAAGAGUCAAUCUCUUAUUGAUCCAGUGUUAGUACUACAGGAGGAAACCUAAACUAAACUAAACUAACUUCACUUAUACUGGAUAGCUCUAUAACUUCUUAACUGUUCUUCCUAGAGGUCCAGUAAGGAUCAUAUCUUGUUGACCAGUGUUACUGCAGAAGGAAACCUAAACUAAACUAACUUUAUUUAUACUGGACAGCUCUAUCAGUUCUCGACUGUUCUUCCUAGAGGUCCAGUAAGGGUCAUUUCUUGUUGAAGUAGUGUUAUAUUAUCGUUAAUGCACACUUGAUGGUUCUACAGUAUAUAAGUCUGUACUUGUACGGGUUAUUUUCCCCAAAACUUGCCCCAGUCUGCAAAUACAUCACACUCUAAAAAUCUCGCAAUGAUCGAUGGGAUGCUUUAAUCAGAACAACACGACGCAAAGGCCCAUGGGAAUACCCAUACAUUACUUCAAAACAGUGUUUCAAAAUGAUGACUUCAGACUUCUGGAAAAUUUGAAUUAGUCGCAUUUUAUAGAGAAAAUAGUAUGACUAAAUAUUACUAUGAUAUUUAGAUAUGCAAUCUGCCCUGCAGUGAAAUAAGCCGCAAAAUACUUGAACGAUAUAACGACCUCGCUAAUUAUGUCAAAAAUACAAACAUGUGAGAAUAAUGGUGAACAGUGAUUAUAUUUUAAACAUAUGGAAUGCAGAUAACCCAUGAACACUCGUAUAAACAUAUACGUAUGUUAACCAACGAUCGAUUGAUAUGUUUACUUAAUGUGAUCAAGUAUUAAACCCCCCUCUUCCUCAGAGUGCCAGAGUUAUCAGUUCUGACAGUUCAGUUGACUCGACCAUUCCAAGGCCAGGGAGUUACCGCUUUGGUUGGUGAACUUCCCUAUAGUUGAAAAACUCGCGUGCAAGUCGUAGGGUUCAUUUCGUUAUUGUUACUGUGGACAUUUUAAGCUCUAGAUUAACAAAAUAAAGAUUUGAUGAGUGUUUCGACUAUGUUUUAACUUAAAUAGAAUACAUGAUAGUGUUGGGAAAGUAUUAAGAACAGCUAACCAAUGUCGCGUGACUACCAACUCUCAUGCAAUCUCUGGGCUUUAGGCCUUGGUUGUCAAGCACUUGUGUCAUGAGCCUUUACUUGGGGACAAAAACAAAUUAAAAUUGAGACAUUAUUAUGUCAAGAUAUUCCCAAGUAGGUCAUUAUGAACCCAUUAGUUAAGGCAUAACCACACACAGAUUUUUAUCUUUGACAACAAUGCAAUAUAUCGCAUUUAUUUUGCAAUAUGCGCGCAGCUGAUUAUAAUUUCACAAUAUUGUGAGAAGAUUGCUUCUAUAUGCUACAGCAUCGAUCUUUAUUCCACUUAUACAUGAUUGUAUCAGGAGUCUAGUACUUAGUUCUGUUCAUUUAAUUGGUUAGUUUAAGGAGUAAUCCUUACUGCGAACAGUGUAGAACUGAUAGAUGUUGAUAAGAGGUGGGGUGUGUGUGUGUGGGCGAGGGGGGGGGGGAGUUCACGUGUAAAUUUUAUUUUUUAAUGCCUUUCGUUAGCCUAUAAUCUCACCACUGAAAGUUCAAUAUAGAAAGACUCUUUUAAAACAACCGAUACAUACAAAGUAUUCACCUUCCCACUUCUCUCAAAUAAAUGCUAGUUCCCGGAAAAAAAUCCCUGCCAAUCACAGCUAGACAUGCGCUUAUCACGUGAGCUAAAUCGAUGCCGAAAAAGGAAAAAGUCGCUUCGCGGAAAAAAUACGCCUCGCGGAAAAAAAUACGCCUCGCGGAAAAAAAUUCGCCUCACGGAAAUCACGUUUCACGACACAAAAUCCCGUCAUUUCACAUUCCGUAAGAACAAAUAUUGGCAAUUCACGGCUUACGACACCCAGCUGUUUAGAACUAUAUCCAGACUAAAUAAGGUCAUAUGUGGUUCAAGUUAGGCUUGUUUAUACUACACAGUGUAACUUUGAAAAAGGUGUUUGCUACGUAAAAAACAAUGAGUCGAUUAUAUUACUGCGCGUGGAAAGGGAUAUUGCACAAAAUGUUGCGUUACCAAUUUAUUUUGUGACUAGACGAAAUGGAUAUGACUCGAUGUCGAAACAAAAUUAUAUUAGAUAAGGUUCUAACAUAUAUUAGUAGCGUAAUUAUUUAGAAGAUUCCAGAUGGAUUUGGCUCGUAUACCAUCGCGUGGGAACGAAUCGCAUGGAGUCUAUUCUGAUCGCGAUAUUGGCUACAUAUUUUACUCUUAAAAUGGACAUGCGACGAAAUUUCGAUAUUGAGAUUUUAUGCUCUGUUAUGAAGAUUUUAUCUCUCUGCGUAAAAUUCUGCCAAUCUUGUUGUAGCAGAAUUGUUGUAGCGCGAUUUUUCAGUUUUUGAAAGUUAACAAAACAGCCAAGGACAUUUCAAAAGAUAUGUAGACCAAAUAAGUCAAAAUGUUAUAGCGCUUCUAGUAUAAAUAUUUGCAAAACUUAAACUACGAUCAAAGUUAUCGGUCGGUGAAAAUCGAAAAAUCGCGCCGCGUUGUCGAAUCGCGUCCGGUGUGUCUGGCUGGGCCUUCACAUCUAUGUUCACAUGCAUGCAACAUCUACUAUAGCCGUAGGGUGCAGACUUUAAUUAGGUUUAAUUAAGCACUUUAACGAGUUGUGAUGUUUUAUAACCAUGUUUUCGCACUGAUGUUUCUUGAAGUCUCAUCGUUGAGCCAUUUCUAACUAGUUUUAAAAAAAUUUUUAAAGCCCAUUCAACUUCCAUAAUUACGAUUAUUAUACGACUGAUUAUUGUGCAGAUAUGAUCAAAUGCAUUUCACGUCAAGUGUUUCGCUUACCUAAUUACAUACUUAGCCUAGACUAUUUUAUCUUUACAACAAUUGUGAUGUUACUUUCUUAACCGUGUUUAUCCUAACCCACCCUGUCAACUUUCCCUGUGGGAGGAAACCAGAGAAAACCCAUGACUUUUGGCAAAGCGAUGACUCUUUUCACACGAGUCCGUAGCGAGGAUCGAAACCAAGAAAUCAGAAAGUGAAAGGCGCUUGUUUUGACGAUAGCCAUGUUUGUUUCUUCAAUAGUAUCUUUGAAGUUUGUCGGCUUGCGUAACCAUGUUAAUAAUAUAUUAACAGUGGCUCCAGUAAUUCUGUGAACGGUAUAUAUCUGCAUGAAAAUGCUAAAUAUGUUCAAGUGCUAUAUAUUCAUGUGAAUAUUAAGAUAAGUGUACACUAGCAUUUUGUGCUAUUUGUGGUUAAGACUUAAGUGUGUAUUGUCAACGUCAUCACUCAUUGCAAAGUCGAAAUAGAGUGAGAUUUAAACAAUUUAAACCUUUUUGUGCAUGUGUUCAUGCAUACAGCUUGAAACGGUUGUAAUGUGGAAUUAAUUUCAAAGCAAAAAUUUUUGAAAUUUUCUAAUUUCAAAGCCAAAACUCAAACCAGUAAACUCUAUAGAGCUUUAAGCACAAAAAGCAGAAUGGGGGCACGGAGCUCGUGUUUUGCAAUGCUGAUAUCAUAAUAUGGACCAAAUGGAAGAAUUAAGAAAAUUAAAUACGCUUAGCCUAUAAAGAGGUCACGGUUUUGCCAAUUGUGAAUUAUGAUUGAAUUAGCUGUAUAUGUGACGUCACAGUGAUGGGUUCGAUCCAAAUGACGCAUGCUGCGUCCCGAUAAACUGAUUGCAGUUGGAUUAUAACAUGGAGCUGAGAUUCACUGGAAAUAUAAAUCAUUCAAUGAUUUUUGUACUAGCAUAUUUUGUUUCUUGUGUAAAGCCUAUAUACGUUUCCAUAUUGUCGUAUAAAUGGUCGUAAAAAUAGAGUCACGAUCUUUCUCAACGGCCAGUUUAUAUUAGUUUACACCUGUAAACCACAUAUAAAUCAUAAGUAUUCUAUAGUUAUAAUCACUCCGCGUAUUUUCAGUUUUGAAAUGUUGUAUUUCGGCUGAUGAGAAAGAUCGUGAUUCAAUCUUUACGACCGUAUAUGGAGACCAUAUGGAAACCAGGCUGCAAAAUAAAUCAAGGUACACUUGAGGAAUAUAUUUUCUUAUUUGAAGCAAAUCAACCGGAAACAGAUUGUUUUUUUGGGCAACUUUUUGCAUAUUUAAAUUUGAUAAUUGAACAGUUGAAACCUUGAUAUGCAUAUUCUAAUUCAGUCUCAGCUGCAUGUUAUAGUUCAACUUAAAUUGAGCGCGACAUAUUAGUUAUAAUCGCUUCAGAGUGGGGCCAAAAAUCAACAUGUUAUUUUUUAUCUGAUCGUUGCUAUUUAUAAAUAUUAUAAACACUUAAAUUAAGUAGCCCCCCUUUGGGUAAUUGAGACUAAAUUGAUCGACUUCCUGGCUUAGAGGAAUUUUUAACUAUUUUCCUAAGUGUUUAUCAAGCUAUUAUGUACUCUAAUAAUUGUUCAAAUAUAUUACGGAUUUAGUAUUAAAAUGGCUUGCCGGUAAUUUGAGCCAGCAGUGCAAUUGACGGUUGUGAAAACAUGGCCUUUUUAGUUGUGCAAAUUAAUUGAUCAAAUCGCAAAUGCAUUUAGGAAACACUUUGUGGGCUCUUAACAUUAAAUAGGGGCGGCACUUAACAUUAAAUAGGCCCCCUUCAGCGUCACAUGCAAGUCUGACCAUGAUUCCGAAUAAAGGUUUUUUCGAACGAUAGAAAAGGUGUAAAAAUCACGUGUUCUAAAACUGACUCAUUUCGUUCGAAAAUUAGUCCAUCUAAUAAAAACCCGUCUGUUUCAAUACACCCUUUCGAUAAUUACGUCACAACUACUCUUUUUUCUACUUAGGACCAUCUUAAAUGGAAAGGAUUUCAAGUUGUUUUUUUCUCAUGGGCUAUGCACAGAGAUGCAGAACAUUCUUCUUCAACACAUGCAUGAAAAAAAAUUCUUUAUUUUGACCAAUAAAUGUGGAAAUAAGCUUUAACACGAAAACGAGGCCCCAGGUCAUGACUUGGGGCCUCGUUAUCGUGUUAAUGCUUAUUUCCAUAUUUAUUGAUCAAAAUCCAAAAUUUUUUUCAUGCAUAUAUUGAAGGAUGUUCUGCUUCUCUGUGCAUAGCCCAUGAGAAAAAACAACUUGAAAUCCUUUCCAUAUAAGAUGGUCCUAAGUUGAAAACAGUGUAGUUGUGACGUAAUUAUCGCAAGGGUGUAUUGUAUCACAUUUCCGUCAAAUAUUUCAGAAAUCCUUCAUUUUGUCAUUUGUGUUGAAGAUUACCACAAACUGUCACAAACAGUUUUCAGUCCAGUCCCCCCUCGGCAAUCUGACAUCCGUGUUGACAAAAAUGUCGCUUCUAACCCAAAGAAGACAUCCAUCCUUUUAAUCGUAUUUUGAAUUUCUAGGUGACAUUCACCAAAAGAAAGUUUGGUCUGAUGAAGAAGGCGUACGAGCUUAGCAUUCUGUGUGAUUGUGAAAUAGCCCUGAUCAUUUUCAACUCUAGUAACAAACUGUUCCAGUAUGCUAGCACUGAUAUGGACAAGAUAUUACUCAAAUAUACCGAGUAUAAUGAACCGCACGAAAGCAGGACGAAUAAUGAUAUUUUGGAGGUAAGGACGAUCUCUCUCUCUCUCAUCAGUGUAAUCACCAUCAUUGUGGCCCCUGUGUUGGAAAAUUGAAUUUAAAUUGUUCGUUUAGACUAUUUCAAAGAAGGAGAAUAAGUCAAUGCCAUCACCUGAUGAUUCAGAGAAGGUUAGAUUUUGUUCAAGAAAGGAAACGUUUUGUGUUGGUCUUGCAGUUGAAGUUUACAUUUGAAUAUUUGUGAAACCGUUCUCUUCUUCUAAAAUUCAGCAGUUUAUUCUGACUCCUGGAACUGAAGCAAAGUAUAAGAAGAUUAAUGAAGAAUUUGAUUUGAUGAUGAGGAAGAACAGACUUAAUCCAACAUCUGUAAGUUUGUAAAAAAGCCGGGAUUGAAUUCGUAGUUGUUCAAUAUGAAAACUUUGUCUGACAAUAUUCAAUCUUUCUUUCUUUCUUCGUUUCAGACUGAUGGUUUUAAUAGUGUGCCAGUGGCAGUUCCUGUUUCGCAAAAUGACCAUUCACAAUCUGGUUCAUAUAACACUGGUCCUAGUCACCCCAGUAAUCAAGGCACACCUGGACCAAACAAUUCUGGCUUGCUGUCUCCCCCGCCUCCACAAUCUGGAAGGCUGUCAGCUGGGCCACAAUCCGGAAGAUUGUCAGCUGGGCCACAAUCCGGACGAUUGUCAGCUGGGCCACAAUCCGGACGAUUGUCAGCUGGGCCACAAUCAGGGGGAGGUAUGCAUCGAAUUACAGGUUAGAGCUGUGGCGAUGUUGCUUAUGAUGAUGUAUGUGUGACUGACAUUUGGCGACGUACGGAACGUUUUACUUAAACCUAACUGGACGAACCUAGUACAUACUUUGGACAAAUUACAUUGAUGGGAUAUGCAUGAUAGAAUACGUAAAAGUGUUCAGCGUAUUUACACUGCCACCUCGACUACCACAACUUUUGCCUGAAACUGUCGCAUGGAACCUUCUUACAACUUGAGUUGCACUGUGUAAAUCAAACAUACAACUCACCCACGACAAUGUUAGCGAGUUGUGUGAUUGAUUUACACAGUACAACUCAGGGAUGCCGGAAGAUCGAUAAUAGCGGGUGCAGAUAUUCAUAUAUUCGUGUUCACAGACUGUAAAAACAAUCGAUUUCAAAAGAAAUUAAUUGGGCAGAACAGGAAUAUAUGAAUAUCUGCACCCGCUAUUAUCGAUCUUCCGGCAUCCCUGGUACAACUCAAGUUGUAAGCAGGUUGCAUGCGACAGUUUUAGGCAAAAGUUGAGUAGUCUAAAUCGACGUUUACACGCUGCAAUUUGUCGUGCACGAUUUGUAUUCGCCAGUAUGAAAAUUACUGCUGAGUGCUGACGCGACCACUAAAUUUACGCAUGAUUAUUCGAUUGCACAGAAUACCAAUCGUACACGACAAAUGGCAGCAUGUAGACGUACCAAAGGCGUGUUUGUCUUUUGCGACUUUGCGUGGGUGGUCAUUCGCUUUUGUCAUGGGGAGAAAACCACUGAGCUAUUACCUAUACUGUAUCUGGACUGAGUGCUAAACGUGUCCUGGUGCUUGCCUUAUAUGACGUCAGCAGGAAAUGCUCAACAGUCAACAUUGCAUAAUGAUGAAAAGAAAGUCUGACAAAAAAUCCUGUCUGGCCUCAUAUAAAAGACAUAAAAAAGCCAAAAUCCGACUUUCAUCUGAUUAGUCUGUCAGAAAAAAAUUUAAUCAGUGUCUUUAUUGGUUAGUGCUAAUUAGAUUGUAGUAUUUAUUAGCAGUUUUAACUAUAAUUAGAUUGUUGUUGUUUAGUUAUGCGAUAAAUAUAAACUUUAUAUUGAUUGGAUACUAAAUAUAAACUUUACUGUGGGACUGCAUACAUUUCUCGUGGUCAUUGAGCGCUCAGUCCAGAUUAAAGUAUAGGUCAGUAGAAAAAAACUCCCCGGAUGGGAAUUAUAGUUAGUGUUAAUAUAUGCAGUAUUGGGACUAGAUUUUAAGAGUUACGGCUCGUUUGUUUUGAAGGGGCAUUCGGAUAAAGUAUUAAUAUAUAAAUAAAAAAUAAAUAAAAUUAAACAAAUAACAAAUUAGUCAAACAAAAAUACAAUGGUAUAGAUAAGACGGGAAUCGGUUAUAUUAAUCUAUGUUCUAAAAUAAAUUAUUAAUUGUUAUCGUUAGUCGUGCUAAAAUUUAUAAAAAAAAUUAAACUAAAAAGAGCUCAAUGAAAUAAUGGGAAAAGCGAGUUAAACUUGAAUUGGUUAUAAAUGGUUUUAUAUUAAUCUGUGAAAUAAAUAUUAUUAUGGUAAUAUCAAUGUUUCUAUAGGGAAACUUGUAAUUUAAAUAUUGUAUGAAGUUUUAAAUAAAUUAUUUUUAUCUAUAUAUAUAUAUAUAUAUAUAAAGACUGGUAUUUUCCAAAACCGCGGAUCUUCGAAAAAACGUGUCUUGUUUUCGUCUCGCAUUCCCACGCCUAUUAUUGCUAAAAUGUCAAAGUCGAUUUUACGACUUUGAAUGUUUUGACACGAAAACAUGACACGUGUUUUGGGCGAGAGGAAGGAUCCGCGGUUUUGGUAAUAAUUCCUUUGUAUUUGCCGGUGACACUGGCAGCUUGGAAGAGUGAAUGUCAUGAUAUGUUUGCACCAAAACACCAACAAUUACAACAAGAUCUAGAACAACUACGACGACAGCAACAACAACGACGACGACAAUAACAAUAACAACAACACCAACGACGACGACGACAACAAUAACAACAACAACAACAACACCGACGACGACAACAACACCGACGACGACAACAACACCGACGACGACACCAACACCGACGACGACGACGACAACAACAACAACGACGACGACGGCAGCAACAACGACGACGACAGCAACAACAACAACAACAACAACAACAACGACAGCAAAAAUACCAACAACGACAGCAAUAAUACCAACAACGACAGCAAUAAUACCGACAACGACAGCAACAAUACCAACAACGACAACAACAAUACCAACAACGACAGCAAUAAUACCGACAACGACAGCAACAAUACCAACAACGACAGCAACAAUACCAACAACGACAGCAAUAAUACAGACAACGACAGCAACAAUACCAACAACGACAGCAACAAUACCGACAACGACAGCAACAAUACCGACAACGACAGCAACAAUACCGACAACGACAGCAACAAUACCAACAACGACAGCAACAAUACUAACAACGACAGCAACAAUACCAACAACGACAGCAACAAUACCAACAACGACAGCAACAAUACCGACAACGACAGCAACAAUACCGACAACGACAGCAACAAUACCGACAACGACAGCAACAAUACCAACAACGACAGCAAAAAUACCAACAACGACAGCAACAGCAACAAUACCAACAAUGACAACAACAAUACCAACAACGGCAACAACAAAUAACAACAACGGCAACGACGACAAUGCCAAUGUAUGGUUGAUUCAUUAUGCCCGUUGUCCUCACUCUGCACACAAGUUCGCAUAAUUAAACAUGAACAAAAAGAUUGAGCAAAGAUGUUGGCUAUGAAUUCACGUAUCAUCUUAGACCUUCCAUAUAAGGGUAUCAACAACGAUCGUUAUUUUACUUGAAUUAUUUUUCUUUUACCCCCUCAGGUGCUACCAGUCCUGGUGUUACUACAUCAAUGAAUUCUUCAUUAAAUAAUUCAAACAAUUCUGGAGGCUCUUCCAUGUCAAAAAGGCCAGACCUAAAGGUUGUCAUUCCUAACACAAGAAAUCCAUUGGUAAGUAGCUU
Messenger RNA from Paramuricea clavata, 13818 nucleotides. Lineage: Eukaryota; Metazoa; Cnidaria; Anthozoa; Malacalcyonacea; Plexauridae. The record is from the annotation of a GenBank genome assembly.